Molecule: messenger RNA, 1562 nt
Organism: Artibeus jamaicensis (Jamaican fruit-eating bat)
Lineage: Eukaryota; Metazoa; Chordata; Mammalia; Chiroptera; Phyllostomidae
Gene: CCDC78
Product: coiled-coil domain containing 78
Exons: 14
Coding region: 1-1479 (492 amino acids)
Cellular component (GO): cytoplasm
Source: RefSeq, a predicted model, not a curated record
AUGGAGUGCGCAGCAGCUCCAGGUCCCAAGCCUGGGGUCCCAUCUCAGGCCAUUGAGAAUGUUCUACCCCCGGCUGAGGAUUGGCUGCCGGGAGUCCCUGGAGAUGCCCCGGCCUGGGCCACCAGUCUUAAGACAGAGCUUCCAUCAGAUCUAGAGCUGAGUGAGGAGCAGCGGCUGCAGAUCUCCAAGGAGCUGGUCGACUUGCAGAUCACAACCCAUCAUCUGAAGGUGCAGCAUGAGGCUGAAAUCUUUGAGCUGAAGAGUGAGGUCCUGCGGCUGGAGAGCCGGGUGCUGGAGCUGGAGCUGCAUGGAGACCAUGCAACCUCAGCAGAGGCUGGUCCAGAGCACCUCCAGGCAUUUGCAUGGGAGCUUGAGCAAAAGGCCAAGGAUCAGGGACAUGGCAACGACCACAUUCUUCAGGCAAAGCCUGAGGGCUCCCGGCCCUCUGAAAAUGAGCUGCAGAAGCUGGGAAAUGGCCUGCAAGGAGAAGUGAAGUGGGUGCUGGAGCAGCACAGGACCAGGCAGCAAGCACUGGAGAGACGUGUGUCAGCCCUGGGCCAGCAGCUGGAGGGAGCCCAAGAGGAGGUCAAGGCAGCUGGGCAGCGACUGGCUGCACAAGCCGUGGUGUUGUCCACCUGCCAGGGCCAGCUCCGCCAGGCCGAGGCCGAGAAUGGCCGGCUACAGCUGCAACUCAAGAGGCUGAAGGAGGAGUACACUGUCCGGCUACAGCGCUGUGCCCGAGCCCUGGUGGAGUAUGCAGAUGGUGCAAGCCAGGCACCUACAGCUGGAGGAGCCCUUCGGACAUUCCUGGAGACCACUCUGGAGGACAUCCGAGCAGCACACCACAGCCGUGAGCAACAGCUGGCCCGGGCUGCUCGCAUCUACCGCAAGCGCCUGGCAGAUCUGAGCCGGAGACAUGAGGAGCUGCUCAGUGCCCACAGUGUGCAGCAGGUGCUGGCAGACCCCAAUGGAGCACCUGGGAUCCCCAAUGUUACCUCUGACGUGGUCACUUCAGACCUGGAGCCACUGCCCCUGCACCUGGUCACUGAGCUUGGCCACCUUGGGAAGGAUCAGGCAAGGCUGGAGACACGGUUCCAGAAGCUCCAAGUCCAGCCUUAUUCUAGAGAUCUCAAGAUGCUGCUCUUGUUCCCACAGAAAGGACCUGGUGAAGCCUCCCAGGGGAGCACAUCAGAGCCACAGAGCCUGGAAGCUGCAUCCUGGGCCCAGAUCUACCAAAAGCUCCAGAACUUCUACCGUAGCACCCAGGCAGAGCUAGAAUGGGAGCGGGCACAACUGCUAGUCCGAGCCACCAAGGCUGAGGAGCAACUUUCCGAGCUUCAAGAGUAUGUGGACCAGCACUUAGGCAGGUUCAAGAAGGAGAUCCUGAGGCUAAGGAAGCUGGUGGGUCCAGGAGACACCCAGAAAGUGGGGGCCACGCCUCCAGCCAAGCCUCAGCGCCCCAGGACCCGCAGCCGCUAGCCAGUCAUCAGAUAAACUGGGAGCACAGCAUCUCCCAGCCAGCAGAGAAUCCGCCCCACAGCCCCACUUUGGGGAGUCAUGUG